Messenger RNA from Dalotia coriaria, 1461 nucleotides. RefSeq lists its product as uncharacterized. The transcript has 6 exons. The record is from RefSeq and is a predicted model, not a curated record. Lineage: Eukaryota; Metazoa; Arthropoda; Insecta; Coleoptera; Staphylinidae. Bases 1 to 1461 code for a protein of 486 amino acids.
AUGGAAAUUGCAUAUCGAAAUUAUGCAAAUGUUCAAAACCAACCGAGCUUAUUUUUUAAUUACAAUCUUGAAGGAGAGUUUCUAAGACCCUUUGGUGAUGCUUGCAUAAACAUGGUAUUUUUAACAAAUGUCAGUGAUUUUAAUCGAUUCUACGACAUUGCAUACAAUGUUAAAUCGACUGAUGUAAUUUUAAUUAUAUUGUAUAUGCCUGCUUAUACAAACGAUAGGGAAUAUGAUACGUCAAGAGCCGUUCUUAUUUAUCAGAAAUGGAAUAAUUUUGUAAAAGUGAUUCAUUACCAUAGUGAAAAAGAAUUCAGUAUUAUCGAUGUCACAACAGAAUUAUCCGACUUUGAAACAUACGAGAAUAGUUUUCAGGUUUUUAAAACAAUCGACAUUGCAUAUAAAACAUGUAGUCCUUUUAUUUUCGAAGAAAACCAGAAUCAACUAAAUGGCAUUGAAUAUAAAAUUUUGGAGGUGGUAAUGGAUAAACUGAACUUCACCUUUCAACUUGUUAAUUAUUCUAAUACUCCAGUACGACUUAUUUUGGAAGAUUUAAAUGAUAGGAAAGUGAAUAUGGUUGUUGGAUGUUUAUCAAACACGAUAUCACGCAAUCAACUUGUAUCUUUUACUCCAGACUUUUUCUAUGAACAUUAUUCAGUCAUCUACAGUAGCCGUGGUUACAAGCACAAUUCCACAGUCUCCAUUUUACCACUUCGAAGUGUUCUCGAUCAGCCGAUGAAUUUAAAAUCUAAACAUUUGUCUGUUCGACUAAUUAUGGCUAGUUGGCUGCUGACUGCAUUGAUCUUCUCCAAUGCAUACAAGAGCAAACUCUCUUCUUCAAUGAUUGAACCAAACUUGAAGGAACCAGAUUCUAUUGUGGACUUACUCAGAUUUGACUAUUCGUUUUAUUUAAAUAACAUUGACCGAGUUUUCUUGUCGGAGAUAAUGACAAUGAGCUUCAAUGCAACUUUUCAAAAACUUGUCCAACGGCACCAUGACUUUGAUGAGAUCUGUGAAUGUUUUCCAAAUAUUUCCCAUAAUCAUUAUGGCUUAAUUGGGGAGGAGACUGUUUUAAAAUACUCGUUGUAUUUCUCUUGCGUUGGUAACUUAACAAUUGAUGAAAAUGCAGCAAUACGUAAAACAGCAGAGCCGGUUUUCAAAAAUGGACAUGCAUGGGCCUUUAAACGAAAUUCCCCAUUCAUACGACAAAUUGACUACUAUUUGGAACUUCUAAAAAGUUUUGGAAUUAUACAAAAAUGGUAUAGUAGUCCAAAUAAUUUAAAAGAGAUAACAAGGAGUAAUUCACCCAUUGAUCGUCAAACCCAGGAAGAGCCUUUAUCUCGGAGUAUGGUGUUAGCACCAUUUCUUGUUUUAGGUUUUGGGUCAGCUUUAGCGUUCUGCGUUUUUAUAGUAGAAAUUGUGCUUUACUAUAGAAAAAAAACUGGCAACAGGAAAAUAUAA